This is a messenger RNA of Cercospora beticola, 2257 nucleotides long. RefSeq lists its product as uncharacterized. The record is from RefSeq and is a predicted model, not a curated record. Lineage: Eukaryota; Fungi; Ascomycota; Dothideomycetes; Mycosphaerellales; Mycosphaerellaceae.
GACGAAGAAUGACCUUGCGUCACGUGUCAUGCAGCCGAGUACGCAGUGGCCUCGCAUAAUCCUGGGUGGCACGACACCUCUAAUCUCAUGUUCGUGAGGCGCAGCCGGACCGCAGUCAGGGCUUCUGGGUCUUGUUGUUUGGGAGACUUGCCGCACAAAGUACUCAAGGCUCAGAGCAUAUUGUCGCCCGACUAGCAAGUAUCAAAGUGGCGAAGAUACUCCUCCCACCGAGCACUUCACCCGUCCCUCGGCAUGAGUGCACAUCAAGACCACAAAAAUAUCUAUGAUUCCCUUCAACUCGCUGGCGAUCGUCCACAGAUCCAACUCAUGCGUCUGCUCAAUGACAAUGCGAUUCCCGAGCAGGAAAAGUCGCUCGAGGACGCGCUGUCUCUGGAAUUCGAGCUAGCAGUUUACGAUUUCGACGCCGCGCCGGCCUACGAUGCCAUUUCGUAUGCGUGGGGCGAAGCAAAACCAACGCGGAAAAUCUUGGUCCAAGGUGUAGAACUGAAAGUGGGAGGAAACUGCCAUUAUGCCCUUCGUCAGGCUCGUUUACAGAAUGCCAAAUACAUCUGGGUCGAUGUGCUAUGUAUCAACCAACAAGAUUUGGACGAAAAAGGAAAGCAGGUGGCAAUGAUGUACUCUGUAUACAACGAGGCCCGUCGUGUGCUUGCGUGCAUUGGACCAGCAGACGAGGCCAGCGAUCGCAUUCUUGCGAACAUACCAAGCUUCGCCUUUGUUGACACCGGACCCUCCCAAGAUGCCAUGGAGGCCCUCUCACCAGGAAAAGUAUGGAAAAAUUGGUGCGGUUCUGGAAGGAUAGCCAUAGUCGCUGUGAUGCGGUGGGUAUCUGACCACCAGCCUUGCAGAUGUUCAUACGAAACAAGCCCGAUCUAUAAGCAUUCGAAGUUCCGUACUCAAUUUUGCAAAGACCUCAACGCUUUGCUGCAAAGACCAUACUUUCAGCGGCUUUGGGUCGCCCAAGAAAUCCAUGGCGGAGGCGUCGAUUGUCUUUUCCUAGUCGGUGGGACCUCGUUCUCGAUUCUCGACCUCAAAUGCAUCUACAUCGCUGCGUUGGUAAUAAUUCGAGGUCUCAGUGGAUUGUGGGGGAGGCCGGUCUCCGCCAUGCUGGACAUGCUUCUGGUGCAAGCUGAACCUCAGGAGAAUGCAGAUGGUACCAAGCCGUACUUACAAUCUGUCCAGCACUUGCUCUGUUCCGAUGCCCGAGACAGGAUAUAUGGCACCUUGGGUAUUGAUUCGUACAACCUAAAGGCAGUGAAAGUGCCGUCCUACAAGCAAAGUGCUUUCGACCUCGUACUUGAACUUUCACGAGUUAAGCGGUUCAAUUUCCAGGGGCUGCAGAACACCGUAGAGGCACUCGCGAUCACAUUUCAUCACCCCCGGAUGGCGUCGUAUCUGGCAGGGCACGACCUCGCAUGUCCCGCAGGCUUAAAAGAGGUAGCGAAUUGGCGUGUUCGUUUCGCAAUUUGGAGGGUCGUUGAUGGGCGGGAACCGUUGAAGCUGCAGGAUGUUUUGAAAACGCAGAAGUCUAAUGGUCCAAACUUGUCAUGCGAAAAGGAUGAACCAUUUGAAACUGCUGAUACAAAUGAUCGUCUACGCUUCGAGUCACAAUGCGACUGGCUACUCCAGGAAAAGCAGGUAAUAAAAGGCGUUGCAGGUUCACGAUACCUACGAGAUGAGUGGGUGGUACCCGCCGCCACUACGAUUGGGGAUAUCAUCUUCUCUGCGCAGGGAAGAAGUACAGAUGGACCGAGGCCCACCGACAGGUCCGCAAAGUCUGUGGAAGACCUCGCUCUUGUCGUACGAAUUGAUGAUGAGACAUGCACGAUCGUAGGCUUUGCAACCUGCAUUCCUGGAUCGGGAAGCGCUUUCAUGAGUGAAACGACGCUUGAGCAAUGGCGCGAUCUCUCAUGGUUAUCGCACGUUGAUGUCUGGUUCAGUGCCACUACCGAGGCGAUGAUGCCGCUUGCUAUCCCACAGCGCGAUAGUCUGCUGCACGCGCGUCACGCGUUCAAGGUUCAAGGUGCCCAUGUGCUCCCACGUGAGAGCCAUUGCCGAUCGUCCGAAACGUUACGUUUGGUCUUGGACGGAGAACGAUGGAUAUGGGGUCAUGAGUGGUGGCGGGUUCAUGAACAAUUAUGCUGAGCUUUGUGAAGUGGAAACUUAAAUGCAGCAGAAGGUUAGGUUAUGGGUAGCGGCUUGUUCGUAGGCAUAGGUGAUUGAACGCAUCUUAGUUCCA